AAAUUUUUAUCUUCUCUAAAAACGAACCAAAUCUACUAUCUCCCGCUAUCCCUCAAAAAAUGCAAACUCUACAAACUACUUGUUUCUUCUUCACUUUCCCUUCUCCAAAACCCCUCCGGCUCCUUAAACCCCACAAAGUCAAACUCCCUUUCUUCAACCUCUCUACUCCUUCCAUUCCCCAUCUUACCCUUCACUGUUUCAGUUCCGACGAAUACCCAGUCGGCGACGACGAUGCAUUUCUCCAAGCAUUCGGCCCCAAAGAGAAAGAAUCCGAAGAAGAAGCCCGUCGCAAAAACUGGGUCGACCGUGGCUGGGCCCCAUGGGAAGAAAUCCUCUCCCCCGAAGCGAAGUUCGCUCGUUUGUCUCUCAACGAAGGGGAAGAAGUUGCGCUUCAAUCACCCGAAGCAAUCCAAGCUUUCAAAAUGCUGAGUCCCAAUUACCGUAAAAAGAAGAUUGAAGAGAUGGGCAUAACGGAAGAUGAGUAUUACGCCAAGCAGUUUGAGAUUAAAGGUGAAAUUCCGGAGCCGUUGGGGGAGACUAUGUGGGCUGGGCCAUUGGUGGUGAGUCACGUGCCACCGAGAGAUUGGCCACCGAGGGGGUGGGAGGUUGAUAGGAAGGAAUUGGAGUUUAUUAGGGAAGCUCAUAAGAUGAUGGCUGUGAGAGUUGAUUAUGAUAAUGUGGAGGAAAUGGUGAAGACGGAGACGGAUCAGAUGAAUUUGGAGAGGUAUAAGGUGUUCUUGAAGCAGUAUAAUGAAUGGGUUGCUGCUAACAAGGAUAGAUUGGAAGAAGAAUCUUAUAAGUAUGACCAAGACUAUUAUCCUGGUAGGAGAAAAAGGGGAAAGGAUUACCAAGAUGGAAUGUAUGAACUUCCAUUUUACUACCCAGGACAAAUUUGUGCGGGUAAAGUGAUAGCUAUACAUCUUUAUCAAGGAGCCUUUGUUGACAUUGGAGGUGUUCAUGAUGGGUGGGUGCCAAUAAAGCGAAAUGACUGGUAUUGGAUCCGCCAUCACAUAAAAGUGGGUAUGCAUGUCAUAGUUGAAAUUCUGGCUAAACGUGAUCCUUACAGGUUUCGGUUCCCUAUUGAGAUGCGCUUUGUUGAUCCUAACAUAGAUCACCUAAUCUUUAAUAGAUUUGAUUUUCCUCCUAUAUUUCAUCGUGAAGAGGAUACAAAUUUAGAUGAAUUGCGUCGUGACUGUGGAAGACAACCUAUUCCUAGAAAAGACCCUGGAGUCAAAGUCGAAGAAGAACCACUGCUAUCAAAUCACCCUUAUGUGGACAAGCUAUGGCUGAUCCAUAAUGCUGAACAAAUGAUUCUGGAUGACAUGGAGGCUAAUCCUGAUAAAUAUGAAGGCAAAAACUUGGCAGAGUUGACUGAUGAUGAAGAUUUUGAUGAAGAAAAUAGCACGCAGUACUCCAAAGCCUAUUAUAAGAAAGCAUUGCUUACCAAGAUGACCACAAAAGUUAGUGUAAAAGAGCUCGGCUUGGAAGCUGCACUUGCUGAGCGUCAGCACCAUAAUAAACUGAGAAUGGAAGCACAAGAACGUGGAAAGGUGUACAAAAUUCCGAAGCUGAGACGAAAUAUUGAGAUGGAUGAAUACGAUUUUAUCCAUUGGCGUCGGUCCCUUGAGGAAAGAGAGGCUCUUUUAAGAGAUAUAAGCUGUCGCCGAGCCCUUGGGCUCCCACUGGAAGAGCCUGGUAGGUAUGUAGAUCCAAGUUCUUUCGGAAAAGAUCAGUAUGAUCCUGAAAGUCCAUUGUAUAGAUAUGACUACUGGGGCGAGCCAAAGAACUCAGAAAAGAGCAAGCAGGAGCGAAUGACGGAUGCUCACAAUAAAUCUAUUGUUGGCAAAGGUACUGUUUGGUAUGAGAUGUCAUAUGAAGAUGCCAUCAAGGAGCGGAUGGAGGCCCAAGGAUUUGUGCGGCAGUUGUAUGAUGAAGAUUCUGACAGCGAUGAAGUGAGUACAGACGACGAAGAUGAUGAGGAAGACUUUGAUUACAGCAUCCUAGGCGGCCCAAGUGCAAGUAUAACCAAUCAACCAUAUGUCAAUGGGACUGAAUCUUCUCUGCUAUCGGAUGAAGGAAUGUUUGAAGAUUAGAUGACAAAUAAGACAUUAGCAGCAAUACUGUAUUGAUAGUUUGUACAGCUAGUUACAUUACAUGGAUGCAAUUUUCGUAGAGUUCUUUUUUAUAUGCUAAAGGGGGUCUGAUUUUGUUGCAUCUUAGAGAAAUGUAUUUGUUCUGUACCUUGGUAGAAAACGAAACAAAUUUGUAUUCACUUACAGCCUGUUAGUUAAGUUUUCUACUUCUGGUUCCUAAAA
Capsicum annuum is the source of this 2315-nucleotide messenger RNA. Its product is annotated as protein PLASTID TRANSCRIPTIONALLY ACTIVE 10. Lineage: Eukaryota; Viridiplantae; Streptophyta; Magnoliopsida; Solanales; Solanaceae. The record is from RefSeq and is a predicted model, not a curated record. Gene Ontology annotation, molecular function: RNA binding. The transcript is spliced from 12 exons. Bases 60 to 2093 code for a protein of 677 amino acids. Gene Ontology annotation, cellular component: chloroplast; plastid-encoded plastid RNA polymerase complex.